AUGCACUUUUUCAAGUCAAAACACCAGAAGCUCAUUCUACAGUGCUAUCCGCCUGGGAAGGACACGGACAAGAAGCCUAAUGCACUGGAGCUCAGCUACCUCCUCUACUACGCCACCACACGCCGCGUUAAGUUGGAAAAGGUAGGGCGCUACUUGGAAAAAAAGACACUCCAUGACAUUGCGCGCGGCCAUGCAGGCAACGCGCAGGUCUCAUUAAACAUUAUCGCGACUCUCAUCGACAAGUGCGCGGACAACUUGAGUGUGUUUGCGCUGAACGUGACGGUGGUGUUGCGCGCGGUGUGUGGCGCGAACGACGUCGCGCUCUGCGCACGUGCGGUGCCGGUGUUUGGCGAGUUCUGUGAAAAAUUGGACGAGGACAUGCUCAGCGGCGACCGCGCGUUCGUAAGUAACUUUGAGCAGCUUGCGGCCGCGUUUCUCGGUUUGGGAAGCCGCUCCGGCCCGCAGCAGGCGGAGUGGCAGGCAUUGAGCUUGGACGCUGCGCGGUGCCUUGCGGGCUCUGCAUUCGUCGCGCGCCGAUACGCGGCUAAAACUGUCGAUACCGCGAUCCAUUUGGUGUUGGAAGAGCUCGCGCGCACCCACUCUGACGACGCGCUCGCACGCCUCCAAUCGCGGGCAGACGUGGAUGGCCAUGCCCGCAGACAAUCUGUGCGCAGCAUCCCUACCAUGGAGGCUGUUCCCGAGGACAAAUCUCUCGCGGCCCUCAAGGGCUACUUCAACACCACCUCUGCUACGCAGUUGCAGAACUGCACCAGGGCGGUGUGCAGCUACAUAGUCACGCGCCCCACAAGCGCGCAUUGGAAUGACGCGGUGGUUGAGAUUGCUACGAACUGGGUCCCGGUGCAAAUGCGGUUUAUCGUCUUGGGGACCCUUAUGAGUGAGUUGAAGGGCCCGGGCGAGACGGUAGUGGCCAACGCGAUUGCCGGGUUACUUGCAUCGGAGGUGAAUAUGGUGGGGUUAGCGGUGACAGACACGUUGAGGAAGAUUCUCGCGCUACAGGAGAAGAGUGUGAGUGAAGCGAGUGGUACGCCAAGCAUCGCGCGCGACGGAGAAAGCGUGCGCGACACCGCCGCGCCCGCCACCACCCUCUUCAGCAACAUCAUUAGCAGCCUUGCCACCCACACCUAUUACCACAAUCAAACCUCCGACAUGGUUGCGGAGAUUCUCGCCCGGUGCCGCGAGCUCUGCACCGACAAGCCCGCCACGCCGUUUCUUCACGUGCUUUUUGACGACGCGCGCCGCAUUUUCCAGACGCCCAACCAUGGCGAGUGCUCAAUAGACGCCUGGGAAGACAGUUUCGAGAUCUUAACCAUCGCUGGUUCUUCCCAGGUGAAACUCGCAUACUUGGACUGCAUGAAACUCUUCUUAGAGAGCGAUGUGGGAAAUCGCGCGGAACUCGUUAGACCAAACUACAACAACUACAUCACCGGUGAGAAAAAGAGUGUUGCGCACUUUUUCUAUAUCGUGCAUAGCCUUUUGGCCACUGAAGAGCCUCACGUGUUGCAGAGUGUGGCCGAGGUUGUCUACUUGUUGAUUGGGAAGUACGGCAUCAAUACCAUUGCGAACGGCAUUCCAUUCUUCUUUGAAUGGCAGUUUACGUCGGUCCCGGCAAGUCCACUGAAGCGUGAUGUAACGCGAGACUCCUUCGCGUACUGCUUCCUCUACCACGCGACCGCAUACCUUGAGCUAGACUUACUUCUGGAUGUUACUGCAAAGGUGGCUGCGCGCACGACACAAGGCAUAUGGGAGGCGCUCGACGUGCGCAUUCCGGCCGUGCACGGUGCCGCGCCUGAUGUUGUGUUUAGCUACUCACGCGCGGAACUUCGCGACUAUUUUAUCCAAGAUAUGGCGGCCUCGUGGAUCGAUACCGACCGUGUGAUCAACCCCUCACUCCAUGGCAUUCACGACACCGACUUAGCUUCGAACACCACGCUCUCCGCCCCGGAAAUUACGUUCUCGAGUGCGCCCCAGACUAUCGAUGCGGGUACACUCUCUUACGUGGACCCUGAGAGUCGCAGUGUGCGCUCGCACGCAAUGUCUCAGGGCUCAUCGUACUUCAGUGCGGCCAGAGCCUCGCCACGUGUGGCUGACUUGAGACGUGCGGUGUCGGGGGCUAUGCUACAGCCGAACCACGCCGGGGAAAGCCGUGUACAGUCCUUGCGCGCGUCAAACAUGUCAAUCCAGACCAAAGAGCUUGUUUCGUUGUUGGAUGAUUUGGAGGUGGAAGUGCAGUUGGAUUCGCGCGGACGGAUAGAGAUUCCUGGAAAGAGUUAA
This is a messenger RNA of Babjeviella inositovora NRRL Y-12698, 2292 nucleotides long. RefSeq lists its product as uncharacterized. The transcript has a single exon. The record is from RefSeq and is a predicted model, not a curated record. The coding region runs from base 1 to 2292 and encodes 763 amino acids. Gene Ontology annotation, cellular component: plasma membrane. Gene Ontology annotation, biological process: protein localization to plasma membrane. Lineage: Eukaryota; Fungi; Ascomycota; Pichiomycetes; Serinales.